Moneuplotes crassus is the source of this 1471-nucleotide messenger RNA. Lineage: Eukaryota; Ciliophora; Spirotrichea; Euplotida; Euplotidae. The record is from the annotation of a GenBank genome assembly.
UUAAAAAGGUAGCCAAAGCGAUCAACUUUUGUCAUAUCUACAAAGCAAAGUAUGUAGGAAGUAUUAGUCCAAGGUCUUAAUAAUGCUGAUCCAGAACUCAGAAGACUUUGAAAUAAAAGUGUGCAAUCUAGGUUUUGCAGAGUAUUACCUAGGCCUUUACCAGGAGAAUCUGUUGCCUCUGAACAACUUGGUUUACCUCCCUCCAGAGGUACUGCAAGGAAGCCAUGAAGAGAUGGAUUUUGGCACCGAUGUAUACCAAUUAGGGCUGCUAGCUUACAUUCUUAUGUGCAAUAGGAUGCCUUUUAGGAUUAAAAAUAUUCGAGAAUUUGCUAAAACUAUUGGUAAAACACUCAAAUUUCCUCCAAAAGUAUGAAUUAGUAGUGAGUGCAAAGAUUUAAUCGAGAAAAUGCUGUGCAGCAGUCUUCUUCAUAGAAUUCAGAUGUCAGAGAUUAUUCAUCACAGAUGGCUCUGGGCAUCUGAACAUGAACUCAAGCAGUCUCAGAACAGGGCUAUGUUUCACAAAUUUGUCAAGAAUAAGGAGUUUGAGGAAGAGCUGAAGAGACAAACACUAGAUCAGUCUCCAUUAUGUUUCAAAAAGAUUAGUAUAAUGGACAUAAAAUAACCUUAUUGUAAAGAAAAAUAGAGAUUAUGACCUUUUACUUAAGAAGAACAGAUUUAAAGAAAGAUUUUGUAGAAAUAACUUUUACAUCCAACACAAGCAGAGAGGGUCUCUUACAAAUAGGAGGAGGAAGCACGCAUCUAAAUCAGUAGUCUCUCUACAUGCUAGUCAAGGGGAUGUACUCGAUCUUUCUUCGCAGACGUAUGACAACAGGGGUAAGAAUUAUUCAAUACAAGAAUACUCUUUUGCAAAUGUUAAUCCUACUGGAGCUGGAGUUGAAGCACAGAUUGGCACUAAGCUGUUUCGACACAAGAUAGUUGCCAGUCAGAUUGAAAAUUUUCUGUCUGAUAAACGAAUUAAAGCCCAAUCUGUUAGGAAUAGCAUCGAGGCUAAGCAGCAAAAAUGAGUUUCCCAGAGAGGAAAUAACCAGUAUGAUGAUCAUAGUGACUACCCUUCCUACUUUAGGACCAAAAGAGGUUCUCCUCAAAAGGGAGGGAAAAGCUAUCUUGGUGAUAGCUACCAAGAGACUACCUCAUCUGCUACGAAGCUACCUCCUUCGAUUAGUUUCAAGAAUAAGGUUAAGAUCAAGCCUCAUAGCAGAAGUGUAAAUACUAAGGCUGUAAGUGUAGCUACAUCUCCAGUCGCUUCUCCUAAAAAGCAGACUGUUCUUUCCAAGCAUAGCCCUGAAAGGGACCAAAAUAGAAGAGGGAAUAAGAGGAAGCAGUUGUCGAUGGCUAAACCUAAAGUUGCUCUCCCUCAGAUUAGCAGAAUCAGGACUAUUAAACAGAUGGGGAAUUCAGGUUUUCACAAACAGUUUAACUCGGACUUAAUAUAAUUCAAUGUCUGCUUUAA